Messenger RNA from Sinocyclocheilus grahami, 429 nucleotides. Its product is annotated as dystrophin-like. The transcript is spliced from 3 exons. NCBI's taxonomy places the organism in Eukaryota, Metazoa, Chordata, Actinopteri, Cypriniformes, Cyprinidae. The record is from RefSeq and is a predicted model, not a curated record. The annotation marks the transcript as partial. Gene Ontology annotation, molecular function: protein binding.
GAUUACCAGAGUCAAAUGAAAACAUUUGAGCAGAACAUUUCUCAGAUCAACACCUGGAUGGAUUGUGCUGAAGAAGUGCUGGACGAGAUGGACAGCCAGGGCUGCAAUCUGAGAGCCCUGAGAAAGAAGAAGGCCCUUGCUCUUGCCCCACAGUGGUACCAGUUCUGUAAGAAAACAGAUGACAUGAUGCAGUGGCUGGACAAAAUUGAGAAGAACCUUGCAGAGCUUCCAGAUCCCCCCGAGGAGCCGAGAGUGAAAGCAGUUGGUACUGAGAUUGAACAGCAGCGUCCGAAGUUGGAGGACUUGCGUGGACUGGGCCGUGUGCUUUCAGAGGGCGGAGCUGCCAAGCUUGUGGAGCCCCGCCUCCUCCCGGUCAAUAAACGCUGGGCGGAGCUAGACGUUAAUUUCACUCAAGUGCGCCACAAGAGU